Molecule: messenger RNA, 1236 nt
Organism: Trametes versicolor FP-101664 SS1
Lineage: Eukaryota; Fungi; Basidiomycota; Agaricomycetes; Polyporales; Polyporaceae
Exons: 1
Coding region: 1-1236 (411 amino acids)
Source: RefSeq, a predicted model, not a curated record
AUGUCUCAAGUCGACCGGUCUGAACCGCGGCCCUCGACAAACGCUACCGUCAAUGAGCCUUGGGCGGACAGUCUCGGAAUUAUGGACAAGAACCAGUACUUGCUGACGCCUAUUCGGACGCGGUUGUUUCCGAAGGCUAGCCCGGGUGUCUUGAGGAACAUCUUGCGAACUCCGUCCUUGCGCGCCUUCACUCCCGACCAAUCCGUUCUGCCUGAGGAUUCGUCUCUUCUCGGGCCACCUCUCCAGAGCAUGAUAGACGCUGCUUUAACUGAAGCUGCCGAGUCUUGGAUCCGUUCGAAAGACACCUGCGACUCGGACGAUUUACUCGCCAAUGACCAGUCGGCUGCUUUCCCGCCGUGCCCCGGUUCUAGAUUUCUGCUCCCCUCGCCGCCACCAAGCACCGAGCUGCCCUCCCUCGAGUCUUUCUGCCCGCCGGGUCCUGCCGCCGAGUCUUCACCGGCUAACCGUCUAGAAUUCCACGACGCUAAGCGACGCUCGCCAUCUUUGGACUCUCGCAGAUCCUCCUCGCAGGGGCGCCGCUCGCCUUUCCUCGAGCUCAUUCCAUCUGGCCUUCGCGCAGCACCCUGCAGGCCUCUGCUCAACACCCGGCCCGCAGUCCACGACAAGUCCCCCGCGCUGUCAUCGGUGCCUACCGCGCGUGCCGCCCGCGCGUCCGAUCGCCGUGGCGCAGAGCACGCCCACCGUGGCCUCGCGUUCGGGGUCGUCCGGGACUUCCAACGCGUGCUGGACGAGCUGCAAGGUUUGGGGCACAAUGCGUCAGCCAGCGUCGAUGAUCGUUCGGACGCCGAGCCGUUCGCCGUCGCACAGGCUCCGUCGCCUUCUUUGGACGCCAGCACUGCGUCCCGGGACUUGCUUUGUGGAGCACCUGCUAGGCGACCGCUCGAUACCUCUAUGGCGGCCACUCAGGCUCAGCGUGCACCGCUAACCGACAGGAAGGACGCUCCACCCAGACAUCCCGCACCCGAUAGCUUCCCUUCUGGUGGUACGCUUCUAGGACACAUGGGCGACAGAUCCCAGGCAUAUCGCCGCGCUUCGCAGGCUUCUUCCGCGCCGUCAACCCCUUGUAACGGGUUAGAAGAUGAAUUUAUCAGCCUGCUCCUGAGCCAGGCUGCGGAGGAGGAGGCCCAGGCUGAGCUGCUCAGGACUGUCGCGGACCGACUGGGCAACAUAGCAAACCGCAAGAGACACUUGGCGAGAACGAUGACGACGAGAUGA